AUGUCCGAUAUUCGAAAUGAAUUAGUUUAUACGACAAUUAUUCUUACUGAUGAUUCUCUUACAAAUGAUGAAAAAACUGAAGCGAUAAAAAUAUUAAAUAAAAAUUAUGAUAGACACAAAAUUCUUUAUAAUUCAGGAACAAAAAGAAUUUGUGAAAAUUGUAAACAAGAAUGUUUAGCUACAACAUAUUGUGAAUUUUGUGUUCGAGAUUAUCUAGAGGCAAAUUUUUCAAAUGUUGAAUGGAUUCCGUAUGAAAACUUUCAAAAUAUUAAAUAUCUAACAAAAGGUGGAUGUUCUGAAAUAUAUACAGCAAUUUGGAUUGAUGGACAUUAUUUCGAAUGGAAUCCUAAACAAAAGCAAUUAAAGAGAUUUGGAACGCAAGAAAUCGUACUUAAGGGAUUAGGAAAUAUUGAAAAUUCAAGUAAAGAUUGGUUUGAUGAGGCGAAAUCGCAUUUAACCAUAAGCAAUAAAUGGGCAUCGAUAGUUCAAUGUUACGGCAUAACACAAGAUCCUUCAGAUGAAAAUUAUAUGCUUGUAAUGUUAGAAAUGGCUAUUGAUUUAAGAAAAUAUUUACAAAAAAAUCAUAAACAACUUACGUGGAAAAAAAGAAUUCAAAUUACUAGUGACAUAAUUAAUGCACUUUAUAGAAUUCAUUUGGAAAAUGCAAUUCAUAGAGACUUACAUUCUGGAAAUAUAUUGUAUUCAAAAUUAAAUCAACGAUUUUGUAUUAGUGAUCUUGGAUUUUGUGGACCCGUUAAUAAACCAUUAAAAAGUACAUAUGGAAAUCUUCCUUAUAUAGCGCCUGAAGUUAUUAUUGGAAAACAGACUACGAAAGCAUCUGAUAUUUAUAGUAUUGCAAUGCUUAUGUGGGAAAUUUCAUCUGGACAACGACCAUUUAUUGGUUAUGAACAUAAUUAUGACCUUGCAAUGAAUAUUGUUAAUGGUAUUAGGCCAAAGAAUGUAUUAGGAACUCCCUUAGAAUAUAAAAGUUUAAUGAAACAGUGUUGGGAUUCUGAUCCAUUAAAAAGGCCUGAUAUUUAUACGAUUUUAAAAAAAAUAGAUGAAAUUAAUUUAUCGUAUCAAAAUACAAAUGAAUUUGAAGCAAAUGAUGAUAUAGAAAUAAUUAUAACAAGUGAUUUUGAGACAACAGAAACAAAUUAUGCAAACAGCCUAUUGUCUACAAGUAAAAUUUAUCAAUUCGAAAAUUUAUUUGAACCAAAAAAUGCGACAGAAGAAGAGCAAGAAGGUAUAAAUUGA
Messenger RNA from Rhizophagus irregularis DAOM 181602=DAOM 197198, 1257 nucleotides. Lineage: Eukaryota; Fungi; Glomeromycota; Glomeromycetes; Glomerales; Glomeraceae. The record is from RefSeq and is a predicted model, not a curated record.